Molecule: messenger RNA, 582 nt
Organism: Nipponia nippon (crested ibis)
Lineage: Eukaryota; Metazoa; Chordata; Aves; Pelecaniformes; Threskiornithidae
Source: RefSeq, a predicted model, not a curated record
ACAGAAAAUCUGAGGGCUGAUACAGAAGUUGGAAUCCUUGCCAAGUCCUACAUUGAUCAAGGGCGGCUUAUUCCAGAUGACAUCAUGACACGACUAAUGCUGAAUGAGCUAAAAGGUCUAGAUCAGUACAACUGGCUAUUGGACGGUUUCCCCAGAACAGUUGCUCAGGCAGAAGCCCUGGAUAAAGAAUGUCAAGUAGACACUGUGAUUGACCUAGACGUGCCAUUUGAGACCAUAAAAUGUCGGCUCACAGCACGUUGGAUCCACCCUGCUAGUGGCAGAGUCUACAAUCUUGAAUUCAGUCCUCCCAAAGUGCAGGGCAUUGAUGAUAUUACUGGAGAGCCACUUGUUCAGCGUGACGAUGAUAAGCCAGAGACAGUUACCAAGAGGCUGCAGGCUUAUGAUGCACAAACAAAACCUGUUCUAGAAUAUUACCGGCAAAAAGGGCUAUUGAAAUCCUUCUCUGGAACAGAAACCAAUAAGAUCUGGCCACAUAUCUAUGCUUUCCUCCAAACCAAGUUGCCAGAUGUGAGCCAGAAAGAUGCUGCCACUCCCAGAAUGUGGCCAUCACUAGUACUAUAA